AUGUGGCUGCACAGAGGACCGCCACCAGCGCCAGUGCCUGGUACGGCAGCUGAUGACCGUGAUAUGAAGCGUAUGGGCAAGAUCCAAAAGCUCAAUCGAAUAUACACCGUGUCGACAUUGGUUGGCUAUGGAGUGAUUUUGGGCAUGACAUGGCCGUUCUCACUCAUGCGCUCGACUCACAGUACCGGAACACUCUCUCUCACGAAUGGCGGCCCCGCUGGGGCUAUCUGGGUUUACCUAGGUACUUGCGUUGGGAUGAGUACGGUCGUGAUUUCCAUGGCCGAAUUGGCGUCCAUUGAACCGACAACGGGCGGGCAGUACCACUGGGUCUCUAUAUUCGCACCGCCAAAAUACCGCAAGAUUCUAAGUUACAUGGUCGGUUGGCUAUGCUCUCUCGGAUGGCAAAGCGGUGUUGCUGGCUCUGCCAAUGUAGGAGCGCUGUCAAUCCAAGGUUUUAUCAAGGUCGCCAACUCCGACUAUAACCCUAAAAGCUGGCACAUCGUUCUCCUCACCAUCGCCAUCCUGUGUUUCGUCGUUUUCUUCAACACAGUCCUGUCCAGGAAGCUACCAGGCAUUGAGGGCGUCAUAUUCAUUCUUUAUCUUCUCGGUUUCGUGGUCUUCCUGGUUGUCUUCUUCGUCAUGGGUGAUCGAUCGCCUGCAAGGGAAGUCUUCACCAAUUUCCAGGAUAACGCCGGUUGGGGCAGUAUUGGAACGGCUUGCUUCGUUUCAAUUAGCGGCCCCGUCAUCACGGUCAUUGGGUCUGAUUCGGCUGUCCAUCUUGCUGAAGAGCUGAAGGACGCAUCUCGACAGCUGCCGAAAGCCAUGCUUUUCAUGGCGUUUACGAACUAUUUCCUUGGCUUUGUUAUGCUCUUAGCAUUUGUUUUCGUGGUCGGUAAUGUCGAGGAAGUACUUGCUACGCCUACCGGCCAGCCUUACAUCCAGGUCAUCUGGAACGCGACUCAAUCGAGGGGUCCGACCAUUGCCUUAGUAGCCAUAAUCAUUUUCUUCUUCCUUUUCACAGCCGUCAACGUGAACACAACGGCGUCGCGCCAGAUCUGGGCAUUCGCACGUGACGGAGGCCUGCCAUUUUCCCCUUGGAUCAACUAUGUCUCACCAUACCUGCACAUCCCCGUCAACGCCGUACUCCUGUCCUGGUUCAUCGGCUGCUGCAUCGCCCUUGUCCCCCUCGGCUCCAACGCCGCCUUCCUCAACAUCCAAACCAUCGGCAACGGCGGUCUCCUCAGCUCCUAUAUCCUCUGUAUCACUUGCCGUCUCUAUCACCGCAACGCCAUCAGCGUCUACGGCAACCUUGUCAAACGCCCGACGUUUUGCCUGGGAAAGAUCGCGGGUAACAUCGUCAAUUGUUUCGCGCUUUGCUUCCUUAUCAUCUUUCUCGUAGCCGGCAUGUUUCCUGUUGCGCCGAAUCCAACAACUGAGACGAUGAAUUGGACUUGUACGGCGCUGGGGGCGACGGUUAUUAUUGCGUUGCUGCUAUUUAUUCAGCUAGGAAAAGGUUACCUUGGUGCGAGAGCUGAGACGCUGCCGGAGUCGGAGAGGGUAUCUGAGAGCGAAGAAACUGAAUUAGAGAAUAAGGCGUUUGAUGCUUAA
This is a messenger RNA of Endocarpon pusillum Z07020, 1608 nucleotides long. RefSeq lists its product as uncharacterized. Gene Ontology annotation, cellular component: membrane. Gene Ontology annotation, biological process: transmembrane transport. The transcript is spliced from 6 exons. The coding region runs from base 1 to 1608 and encodes 535 amino acids. The record is from RefSeq and is a predicted model, not a curated record. Gene Ontology annotation, molecular function: transmembrane transporter activity. Lineage: Eukaryota; Fungi; Ascomycota; Eurotiomycetes; Verrucariales; Verrucariaceae.